UGUGGUGCUUCUGUGCGCUGCUCCGUCUCUCCAUCUCCUCUGCUCCACCUCGCUGCCCUGUGCGUCAUGAAGCUUGGAUUGAUUGCCUGCAUCGCUCUGUCUGCCACCGGUUGCAGCGCCUUCGUUGCCCCCAGGUCGUCUGCUUCCACCGCUCUCGCCAGACGCUCUUCUUCCCCGCCCGACGCAAGCUGCCGGUUUCCCGCUGCUUCCUCUUCGACCCGGACACGAGCCGCUCGGCUGGACAUGUUCUCUCCCACGGGGAAAAAGGUGGGCAUCGUGGGCGCUACCGGCGCGGUGGGGGAGGAGAUCGUGGGCUGCUUGGAGAAGCGAGGGUUCGCGGUGAGCGAGCUGAAGCUGUUCGCCUCCGCCAGGUCGGCGGGCAAGGUUAAGCAGACUCCCAUGGGAGAAGUGACCAUCCAGGAGUUCUCCCUGGAGUCGGCAAGAGAUUGCGACUUCGUCUUCUUGGCGGUGGGGGGAGACUUCGCCAAGGAGUACGCCGAGAAGCUCACGGAGGGGUCCGGUCCGAUCGUGAUCGACAACUCCUCGGCGUGGCGGAUGGACCCUGACGUGCCGCUCGUGGUCCCCGAGAUCAACCUGGAGGCGUGCAAGGGCAAGAAGCUCAUCGCCAACCCCAACUGCACCACGGCGAUCGCUAUCAUGGCGCUCUACCCUCUCCACAAGGAGUUCGGCGUGAAGAAGUGCAUCGUGUCCACCUACCAGGCGGCUUCCGGUGCGGGUGCCCCCGGCAUGAACGAGCUCCUGGAAGAGACGAAGAAAUACGUGACCACGGGAGAGAUGCCCUCCAACAAGAUCUUCGCGCACCCGCUGCCCCUCAACGUCAUCCCCCACAUCGACGUCUUCCAGGAGAACCUGUACACGAAGGAGGAGAUGAAGGUCACCUGGGAGACGAGGAAGAUUCUCGACGUGCCCGACAUGGCCGUCAGCUGCACGUCCGUGCGCAUCCCCACCAUGCGGGCGCACUCGGAAGCCGUGACGAUCGAGACGGAGAAGCCCAUCACGACGGAAUCCGCUCGCAAGGUGUUGGCAGCGGCCGCCGGCGUCACGCUCGUGGACGACCCCGAGGCUAGCAAGUACCCCAUGCCGCUCACUGCAACGGGGAAGUACGACGUCGAGGUCGGGCGCGUGCGGGCGAACGACGUGUUCGGAGAGCACGGCCUGGACUUCUUCGUGUGCGGGGACCAGCUGCUGCGAGGAGCGGCGCUCAACGCGGUCCUUAUCGCCGAGGCCCUAGUGGCUAGCGGCGUCGAAGCCGACGCGGUCGCUGCUUGAUCAAAUCGACGUGUUCAAGAGUCAUGAAAAAAUGGAUAUUUUUUUAGAGGGGUUGGGCCGGCUGCGCGUGCGCCGCUUGAUUACCGCGUUGCUCCUCCCUAGACGAAUUAUAUCCUAUUAGUAAUAGUGUACGCCUUCGUAGUAAGCGGUUGGGUCAUCCGUCCGGAAACUUUGGGGAAUAUUCUCGGGUCAUUUUUUGUUUGUCGUGACGCUCGCUGCAAUCUUCCUUGUGGGGUAGGGGAGAAGCGGGGUAAGUUUCUGUUGAUUUUUAUAUGGGGCAUAAUGAACAGAUUUGAUUUGCCCGGUCGCACGUCGGGAAGUGACGAGACAUCAACAAGCGGCGCGAUUUCGUUAUGGCAUGCGUAGUUGAAGCGCGGCCCAUGUUGUCUAUGGUCGAUAGCCCCCCGCACCAGGUCCUAUGUGUUGUUCGUUUUGGUGUACCCUUCGGGUGUUGCGUUUGUGUGUUUUUAUAGCACUUUCAUGCUUGUGGCAUUCUAUCAUGGACGGGCGAGAAAGGUACGAGGGGCGAUCGAUGAUGACGUACGUCUAAAUGGCUUGCUUGUACUUUGUUCGGCCAAUCACAUUCGGAGAGGAACCUUUUUGAUCUAUUUUUGGCUCUCUCUGUCUCUGUCUCUCUCGUCGAGACAGAGAGAAAAAACAAGCCAGGGGGGAGGUACGCUCUUCCACUAUCCUCGGGUGCUUGAAGGCCUGUCUGUGGCCCACUCACUGCUGGGCUGACGAACCCAUUGUUUGGGAUCUAGACAUAUAUGAUUGUCGUGCCAUUGCCGACAACUCCUACAGUACCCUUCCAAGAACGCUUCGUCCUGAUGGUACGGUAUGCGCGAGCGUGCGUGCCCGGGCAAACUGUGCGCCUUCUUUUCGCUUCUUGAUUUGCGCGCCAGCAGGCAGGGUGCUGUACCAUACCUAUCCCCAUGUGGCGUUGUUCUCUCAGCUGGUGGGGGGGGUUUUGAGUUUUUCCUGCCGGUUGUUGAACCUUUGGUGCUGCACAGCUGGCGAGGAAAGAGGACUGACGAUGUGUACGUGACAUGGAAGCUACCGGGCUUGUUUCCAUCGGGUACUGACCAGAGUGUGCGCCCCGCGACGCCUCGUGUUCGUCCACCUCCCAUGAAGUACUUCAGAAACAACCAGUUGGCGUCCUACGGUCUUACGACUGUGUCCGGACCGGGUGUGUACCCGAU
Ectocarpus sp. CCAP 1310/34 is the source of this 2489-nucleotide messenger RNA. NCBI's taxonomy places the organism in Eukaryota, Phaeophyceae, Ectocarpales, Ectocarpaceae. The record is from the annotation of a GenBank genome assembly.